Molecule: messenger RNA, 1964 nt
Organism: Rhizophagus irregularis DAOM 181602=DAOM 197198
Lineage: Eukaryota; Fungi; Glomeromycota; Glomeromycetes; Glomerales; Glomeraceae
Source: RefSeq, a predicted model, not a curated record
CACUUCAGAUCCAAAGUAUAUUUUAUAAUUUGAUGCAACCAAAUUCUUGUCUAUCAUUACUAAAAUGGUGGAACACAAACAAUUAUUUAGUUAUAAAUAGGAAGCUUUUGGUUUUUAGUAGAAUAUUUUUAAUGCAAACUGGUUAAAAAGUUUGUCAACAAACCAAAAAAUUUUUUUUUUUAUGAAAAAUAUGGAUAUUCGUGCAGUAGUUGCAAUAGAUUUUGGUACUACAUUUUCGGGUUUCGCAUAUGCUUAUCGAUCAAGUCCCGAAAUUAUUACGAAUGAUUCUUGGCCUCAACAGAUUGGUCCAUUGAAAACUAAUACGGUUCUUCAAUAUGAUUCCAAUUAUCAAAAUGUUACUAAAUGGGGAAAUCCUGCUUUGGCACAAAGACAAUCUCGUAGAAAUGGAGACUCAUCAUCUUCAAAAACUGUGGAACUUUUUAAACUUCAUUUAGGAAAUAUUCCACAAAAUGAAAAACCUCCACUUCCUCGUCAAUUAAGUUAUGAUAAAGCAAUAAGUGAUUAUUUACGCGAAUUAGGUAAAUUGAUCAAGGAAACCAUUUCUACUCGAUGGCAAGGGAUAAAAUUCUUUGAACAUGUUCUUCUUGUUAUAAGCAUUCCAGCGGAGUUCGAUGAUCGUGCGAAAGAUACUAUGAGAAAAUGUCUUUAUAAUGCUGGACUGACGAACAGUAAAGAAUCAAAUAAAGUUGAAUUUACAACUGAACCUGAAGCUGCUGCAAUUUAUUGUAUGCGAAAUCUUGAAGGACAGAAUAAACCGAUCUCAAUUAAUGAGUCAUUUAUGGUGGUUGAUUGUGGAGGUGGAACUGUAGAUCUUACAACACGUAAAUUAUUACGAGAUAACAAACUUAGUGAAAUUACUGAACGAACUGGAGGUUUUUGCGGUGGAUUUUAUGUCGACAGAGAAUUUAUUAAAUUUCUUAGUCGUAGACUUGGUCAAUCGACCAUAAAUCUGCUUAAAGAAAAUAAUUAUGGUCAAAUGCAAUACAUGAUACAACAAUUCUGUCAAAAAUCGAAAUUUCAUUUUACUGGAAAUAUAAAUGAUUUUAAUUCUUUUGAAUUUGAUAUUGAAGAAAUUUGUCCCAUUUUAAAACAGUAUUGUAAAGAUGAUAUUAAAGAAAAAAUGGAAGACAAUGAUUGGAUUAUUGAUAUAAAUUUUGAAGAUAUAAAAUCUAUGUUUGAUCCAGUUGUUGGAAAGAUUAUUAGAUUAAUUCGUGGACAACUUAAUUCUAGUAAGAAUAAAUGUUCUGUUAUAUUCCUCGUCGGAGGAUUUAGUGAAUCAAAAUAUUUACAAAUGAGAAUUAAAGAAGAAUUCGGAAAAUUAGUUCCAUCAAUUAUUGUACCAAAGCAACCCAUCACAGCUAUUGUUCGUGGAGCUUGUGACUAUGGACUCGAAAUGAGCACAAUAAUAGAUCGUACUUUGAAAUAUUCUUAUGGAUUUGAAACUUAUAGAAGUUGGAAAUUUGGAGAUCCAAUAAAUCGAAGAAAAAGUAUUAAAGGGAAUAAUAAAACUAAAAUUAUGAUAUUUCACUGUUUAGCUACACGAGGUACAACAGUUGGAAUUGAUGAGGAAUUUCGCACAGUUAGUUGUCCUUCUAUGCCAGAUCAAACUGAAAUUUCAUAUCCGAUAUAUAUAACAACUGAAUCAAGUGCUAAAUUUUGUGAUGAAUCUGGUAUGAAAUUACAUGGUACAUUAACCAUAGACUUACCAGAUGUUCAUCUUGGAUUAGAUCGCCAAGUUGAAUUUUCGCUAAUUUUUGGAAAAAUGGAACUUGUUGCUAAAGCAAAAAAUUUACGAAAUGGAAGAAUAUAUAACACUUCUUUUGAUCUAAAUUUAAACUUUUAAUUUGUAAUUUAGUCGUAAUAUACAUGUUUACGUUACUUCUGGUUAUAUUGUUUUUCAGUGUGUGUUUGCAUUGACGUAAUUAGUUUCAAUUUUUUCUUUC